AAAAAAAAAACAGUGGAACGAACGAAAACUCCAAAGAUUGAUUGCGAAGAAGAGAAAGAUGAUGAUCAUCACCUCCUCCAUUGCAUCAUCAUUCCUCUCUUCGUCUCACAAGAAAUUCUCAAUCGAUCUCAAUUCGUAUCGGAACCAUAACCAGAGAUGCUCAAUUGUUUGCUCCUCCGGCGUCAGAACGGCGAGAGUGAUGGCUAUGAACAGAGCUACUACGAGGCAACGGCAGAGUCAAGAAGCCGUGUCCGCCACUGAAUCUAGGGUUUCUCUUGUCUUUGCUCUCGCUUCUCAGGCGUCCUCUGUGUCCCAACGCCGUAAAUUGUUGGCUGAUUUGGUGGUGGAGACUGCGAAAUACGUGUUUCCCAAGAGUUUCAAUAGCUCUAAUCUUGAAGAAGCUUUGAUGUCUGUUCCUGAUCUCGAGACAAUGGACUUCAAAGUUCUAAGUAAAACAGACAAGUACGAGAUUAGAGAAGUCGAGCCUUAUUUUGUGGCUGAGACUACUAUGCCAGGGGAAAAUGGAUUUGACUUCUAUGGUCCUUCUAAGUCUUUCAAUGUGUUAGCUGAGUACCUCUUUGGUAAGAACACAAUAAAAGAGAAAAUGGACAUGACGACUCCUGUCGUUACUCGUAAAGUCCAAUCUGUUGGAGAGAAGAUGGAUAUGACAACUCCGGUGAUAACUAGCAAGGCAAAAGAUCAAAACCAGUGGCGGAUGUCUUUUGUCAUGCCCUCAAAGUAUGGUUCGAAUUUGCCAUUGCCAAAAGAUCCUUCAGUCAAAAUUCUGGAGGUGCCACGAAAGAUUGUUGCUGUUGUCGCCUUCUCAGGCUAUGUUACCGAUGAAGAGAUUGAGAGACGGGAGCAAGAACUAAGGAGAGCUCUUCAAAAUGACAAGAAGUUUCGAGUGAAAGAUGGAGUUUCAGUUGAAGUUGCACAGUAUAAUCCACCAUUCACUCUCCCGUUUAUGCGCCGCAACGAGGUCUCUCUCGAAGUUGAAACCAAAGAAGAUUAGCCCCCUCUUCUCUAGUACAUACAUACAUGUAUAUACAUACAUACACAGUUCAAACAUCUGUGCUAAAGACAAAACGCGUUUACUUGAAUAGUUGAAAAUGAGUAGUAAUUAUUAAUAAAAUGGUCUCUGUGAAGCCAUUUUCUUCA
Molecule: messenger RNA, 1158 nt
Organism: Camelina sativa (false flax)
Lineage: Eukaryota; Viridiplantae; Streptophyta; Magnoliopsida; Brassicales; Brassicaceae
Source: RefSeq, a predicted model, not a curated record